Penicillium manginii is the source of this 753-nucleotide messenger RNA. RefSeq names its product RNase P/RNase MRP complex subunit. Gene Ontology annotation, cellular component: ribonuclease P complex; ribonuclease MRP complex. Gene Ontology annotation, biological process: rRNA processing; tRNA 5'-leader removal. The transcript is spliced from 2 exons. The record is from RefSeq and is a predicted model, not a curated record. Lineage: Eukaryota; Fungi; Ascomycota; Eurotiomycetes; Eurotiales; Aspergillaceae. The coding region runs from base 1 to 753 and encodes 250 amino acids. Gene Ontology annotation, molecular function: ribonuclease P RNA binding.
AUGACAGAAUCACCAACCCCCAAACAACACAUCGCCCACACACUCCUCUCCCGCGCCCACUCCCCAGACAGCGCAACCCAACAAUUCACCGAGCGCAUCAAACAAAAACCACUCUUUCUCCGCCCAACCUCACCCUCAGCCACCGACAACAGAUCCCGCCGCCGCCUACACAGACUCCAAAAGAAAGAAUACUUCCGGCGCCACCAGCGCCCGCAGCCCUUAUCUGCGCGCGAAAAGCGGACCUCCGGCCUACACGAUCUUCCAAAGGACGAAUGCAAGUACGCGAUCUUUAAGGGCCUGCAUGAGCUGUGGGUGAGCUAUAUGCAGGAGAUAUUGGACCUGGGUGGAUCGGCGGCUAAGGGUGGGUGUUUAUUAACACCCUCGUCGCAUGGUGCGAAGCUUGUCAGUGCGGAUUAUCAUGGAGCGGAGGUGGAAGUUGUGAGGAGUCGGUCUUCGGGGAGGGUGGGGUUGAAAGGGAUUGUGGUGAGAGAUACAAAGUUUACGUUUGUGAUUGUUACGGCGAAGGACGAGGUCAAAACUAUUCCGAAGGAACAUACGGUCUUCAAAUUUACUGUGCCGCUGCCAGUACCGACGAGCGAGGAUUCUGCUCCCGAGCAAGCGAAUACAGAAGGGACGGAUAUAUCGAAUGCGCAAAAACCGCUUGUUUUCGAGCUGCACGGGAGUCAAUUUGAGAAUCGACCUGUGGAUCGAGCGAAUAAGAAGUUCAAGUGGAGGAAUAUCGAUUACCUAUAG